Molecule: messenger RNA, 685 nt
Organism: Drosophila virilis
Lineage: Eukaryota; Metazoa; Arthropoda; Insecta; Diptera; Drosophilidae
Source: RefSeq, a predicted model, not a curated record
AGAAGCAGAUACUGGGCCACCGAUGCCACCAAAAUGCUUAAGAGUCCAGUGCCGUAUCAUCUGCACCAAUGGGCGACAGGGCGAGAUCGCGCAGGAUAUAUCACUUGCGUUAGCGAGCCCAGAUAAUAGUGACCCAUGUGAUAUCAUUGACGAGCUGUACCUCUAUAACUAUAGAUUUUCCAAUGCAGUGCUACCAGUCGGAUUUCUAUCUACAUACACCAAUAGGAUCAAACAAUUAUAUUUGGGCAUCUCAAACAUACAGGAUAUUGAGAACGGGGCAUUUGGUGGAGGCAUAUUCAAGCGUAUAACUCUUGAAGACCUUCAUCUUAAUAAAAUUGACAAGGAAUUUCUAGCCAACGUGUCAGGAGAUUUGAAAGGAAUUUCAAUUAUCCAGCACAAUAGGGCCCUAGAAUGUGUUUAUCCCGAUUUUUUGGAUUAUGUGAUGUAUCAACUUGAAUAUCUGAGGCUUCAAGUUGGCAUCGAUUGUGUACGAAAUGUGACGGGCACUGAUCCAAUUUUGGGUGCACUUACUUAUGCAGAUUUCAGCUACAACAACUUUACUGACCAAUUGCUCAAAGACACGUUCAUCAAAUUAACCAUGGUCGAGACGCUGAUUCUGUCGCAUUCGAAUAUUGAGUAUUUACCAAACUAUAUUUUUCAAGUUAAUACCGAUUUACCGAUUUAA